Coprinopsis cinerea okayama7#130 is the source of this 1547-nucleotide messenger RNA. RefSeq lists its product as hypothetical. Lineage: Eukaryota; Fungi; Basidiomycota; Agaricomycetes; Agaricales; Psathyrellaceae. Bases 89 to 1117 code for a protein of 342 amino acids. The record is from RefSeq and is a predicted model, not a curated record. The transcript has a single exon.
UUCAACUCAAGGCAAUCCAUCGACAAUCCCAACGCUCGUCUCCAUCCUCAAUUUAUUGACUAUUGUAAUUUACUAAUAACGAAGAAACAUGGCCGCCGUCGCUGUCUCCGCCGCCUCCCCCGCCCACCACUAUAUCCGCACAAUCCACACCUCUUUCACCGUUGCCCACCCCAACCCAUGGGCUGCCCGCUCCUCCGCUGCACACUCCUCGCCCCUCCUCUCCUCGAACCACGCCAACCUCCCGCUGUACGCCAGCCAGCCCCUCGGCGCCGCCGGCCACCACGUGCAGCAUCAACAGCCCCUGAAGUACAACCACCAGCCUCCGUCAUCGACCUCUCCGAGCCCACCAGCGUGCGGCCGUCGACGAGCGUAUGCGUUCCGAGCGCCGAGCGUCACCGCCCCCACCCCGCGCAAGUCGUACAAGUUUGACCCCUUUGCGGACGAGCCGACCACACCCGUCCCCACGCUCUCGACGCUCGCUUCGUUGAGCGUCCCUCCGACGCCCAAGCUUGCACCCGCCGCUCUCCCCCAGCGACGUGCCACUUCACCUGGGCUGUAUAACCACCAGUUGCACCAGCAACAAAGGAGGAGUGUUGGAGGAGGGUAUGUUGCGCCUGCGCCUCGACGACAGGGUCUGGAUAACGGGAAUGGUGACAUCUGGCGUGGGUUCCCCUCGCCUAUCCCCAGGACUAGAACGCUGUCUUACGAGAUCGAGGAGUACGACUACGAGAUACCGUCCUCGUCGUCUCCGUCGUUGCGGACGACGCCUCUCACUCCCAAGCCUACCACCCCCGUUCGUGCCUCUCCAGCACCAACGACGACAGCGCGCCGAAGCCCGUCCCCACCUUCGACGCUCAACCCCGCCUCCCCCGUUUUCACCCCCAGUCGACCUCUGGCUCGUACGCCCUCCCCGCCGACGCCUGCUCCCCCUGUGACGUACGCCUCGACGAAAGCGGGUAUGCUCAACGAUAAGGAUGCCAAGGCCCGGUUGGUCGCUGGUAUCCUAUUGAACCGCGUCCAUGUUAGCAAGCCUAUGCGACGCCGCCCCGUUUUGGGAUCAGAGAAGAGGCCGUAUGUCCCGAGUGGGUUGAGCAAUGUUAUUGCGUGUGCGGCUUAGAUUUCCCUCUUUCCCUGACACCCUCUCCCCGACUCCCCCCUUCCCCACCUCGACGCUUCAAAAUCGACUCGACGCCGACCCUAUGUUUCUCAUCCAAGAUUUUGUUUUUCAAGUUUCCGUUAAUCGCGACGACUAUUAUGACGACCUCGCAUCUCUCUUCUCUUCUCAUGGAUCUCGCUCAUCAUCCAUCAUCAUCCGCACGUUCAGUUCAGCCUACACCCCACACGCAACCAUCCCUCAAAAAAUGCUUCGGCGUUUUGAUUAUUCUGUAUCAAUUCACUCGUUCGGAUUUUUUUUCUUUUCUUUCUGACUGACUGUUUGGUGUACCAUACUCCCUUUUCUUUCCUCGUUCGCUUUCACUCCCCCUUUUUUUUCCUCGUCUUUUCGGUCCCCUGGAGUUUUGAACAACUUGGUCCGUGACGCUUGUAAC